CCCAUGCCCUGCAUAUGUUAACAUUCAACUCAAGGCUGCAGUUCUCUUCCAUCCCUAAUUCGUGUAAACCCGUCGAGGAACAGCAACAUGUCGGAUCAAUCCACUUUUGACACAGAUGUGUGGACUCUCACACGGUUCGUCAUGGAGACUGGGAGACAAGCUAAGGGUGCGACCGGAGAAUUUACCCAGCUUAUUAACUCCAUGCUGACAGCUAUCAAAGCUAUUUCAUCUGCUGUUAGGAAAGCCGGACUCGCACACCUUCAAGGCAUUGCUGGGCACAUUAAUGUCACUGGUGAUGAGGUGAAAAAGCUGGAUGUGCUAUCCAAUGAUCUGGUAAUCAACAUGCUGCAAGCUUCUUACAGCACAUGUGUCCUGGUUUCUGAGGAGAACAAAGAAGCCAUUAUAACUCCCCCAGAGAAGCAGGGUAAAUACGUGGUGUGUUUUGAUCCGCUGGAUGGUUCCUCCAACAUCGACUGCUUGGCACCAAUAGGCACCAUCUUUGCCAUCUACAAAAAGGUUUCAGAAGGUGAGCCCACAGAAAAGGAUGCUUGCCAGCCAGGCAAUCAAAUAGUGUGCGCCGGUUACGCGCUAUAUGGCAGUGCCACUGUAGUGGCUCUCAGUACUGGAGCUGGACUCAACUUGUUCAUGUUAGAUCCAGCCAUAGGUGAAUUCAUCCUGACAGAAAGAAAUGUCAAGAUCAAGAAGAAGGGUAAGACCUACAGCAUAAAUGAAGGCUAUGCCAAGUAUUUUGAUCCUGCAGUGACUGAGUACAUAAAGCACAAGAAAUUUCCCGAGGAUGGUAGUGCUCCAUAUGGUGCCAGAUACGUUGGCUCCAUGGUUUCAGAUGUGCAUCGUACCAUUGCUUAUGGUGGUAUCUUUUUGUACCCUGCCAAUGAGAAAAGCCCCAAAGGAAAGCUGCGGCUGCUGUACGAGUGUAACCCCAUUGCCUUCCUAGUGGAGCAGGCUGGAGGAAUAGCCACCACAGGUACACAGCGAGUCCUGGACAUCAAGCCUGAAGCUGUGCAUCAGAGGGUUCCGUUCGUAGUGGGUUCUCCAGAUGAUGUGGAGGAAUACUUAUCAUUUGUCAAAAAAUAUCAGAAAUAAAGUUUUCCCUGUAAAUAUCUGAUCAGUUCACUGCAGUUUAAAUCAGCAGUUUAGCAGUUUGUUGUGAAAUUCAUUCUGCCAGUAAAUAGCAUGUACCAAAGUUUAAACACAUGAUUCUUGUCAGACAGGAAACUGAAGUCCCAUAGUCUAAUAUUAGUGCAUGAUUUCACUAAUUGUUCUCUAGAGGCUACAUUUCAUUAAUGUUCAUAUUGAUCUCGAUAAAAUUGUGAAACUCCCCUUUCCAGCCAAUUCAAUAUAAUCUUGUACAAACAGUUAAUUUCAGUUUCCAGAGUACAGCCUUAGGCAUUGUUCCACUUCAUGACAACUUCUGUAGAAUGUUGUGGUUGGUGAGGUUUGCUUUGUGUCAGGUUAGUCAUGAGGUGGUUUGUUGCCACUUACUGGACUGCUUUGCCCAGAUUUACUAAUCCCAGUAAUCAGUUGUUCUGAGUUGUGUAGCAGAAGCAGUCUACACUGUAAUGUAGCAUGUUUAAUAAUAAAGUAAUUAAACUGUACACUGCAGCAGUCACUUAUUACACAGCAAUAAGCCAUAGUCUAUAAACAGUCACUCCAGUCAUUUAUUUAGGUUACAGCACCAAGUAAAGUUCACUUCACAUUCUGCAUGCUCAGCAUCCCUCCAUUUAACAUCAAGAGAUCGGUAUUGAUGAGGUUUAUUUUGUUUAGCUACUGUUGAUCUCCAUAGGAGAUUUUUUUGUAAGCAUACAGUGCAAUCAGAUUUUAGGAGUCAAACCGAUGAAAGAACACGCACAUCAAGAAACUUUUCAGUCAGUAUAAGGUUUAAUCACUUGAAAAAUCAGUUACAGGGAACUCAAAUGAAAUGGGCAAACAGCACAGGGUGCAAAAUAAAACUGAACGCUUAUUGCACAUGUCGCACUUUCAAAGGUUUGGUUAAGUGAUCCAAAAAAGGCAUUUACAUUU
Messenger RNA from Tachysurus fulvidraco (yellow catfish), 2040 nucleotides. It is a transcript of the gene fbp2, whose product is annotated as fructose-1,6-bisphosphatase 2. NCBI's taxonomy places the organism in Eukaryota, Metazoa, Chordata, Actinopteri, Siluriformes, Bagridae. Gene Ontology annotation, cellular component: cytoplasm; cytosol. Gene Ontology annotation, molecular function: fructose 1,6-bisphosphate 1-phosphatase activity. The transcript has 7 exons. Gene Ontology annotation, biological process: fructose 1,6-bisphosphate metabolic process; gluconeogenesis; sucrose biosynthetic process. The record is from RefSeq and is a predicted model, not a curated record. Bases 88 to 1104 code for a protein of 338 amino acids.